Molecule: messenger RNA, 1023 nt
Organism: Leptonychotes weddellii (Weddell seal)
Lineage: Eukaryota; Metazoa; Chordata; Mammalia; Carnivora; Phocidae
Source: RefSeq, a predicted model, not a curated record
AUGGUACAGAAAAGGCUUCUUGCAGCAACUAUGAGAAACCAGCUACAGGUGGAAAACCCUGUCCCAAGAUCCACAAACCGGUGUGUGGUUCUGACGGGCAAACUUACCGCAAUGGCUGUGAAUUCUGCAAAGCAGCUAUUGUCUUCAACCCAGAUUUUGAAAACAAGUGUUUUUAAACCACAAGAGGGUCCAGAACCUGCAUUUAUUCUAGAGAGAAGAAAUGAAGCUAACCAUCAAGGAGAACAACAGGAAUCUAAUCAGCAAGGAGGUAGCAAUACACAAGGAAAACAAGCAACAUUUAACCUGCAAGGACAACCAGGGUAUUCUAACCAGCCAGGGAAACCAGGGAAUUUUAAUCAGCAAGGAAGGCCAGGAGUUCUCAAUCAGUCUGGGAGUCUGCAAGGGAAUUCAGGAGACUCUAAUCCAAAAGGGAAUGCUGAAGCUUCUAAUGAACAAGGAAAACUGGGAUCUUCUAGCAAAGGGAAACCGGGAUCAUCUGGCCAGCAAGGGCAUCCAGGGUCAUCCAGCCAGCAAGGGAAGCCAGGAUCAUCUGGCCAGCAAGGGCAUCCAGGGUCAUCCAGCCAGCAAGGGCGUCCAGGGUCAUCCAGCCAGCAAGGGCAUCCAGGGUCAUCCGGCCAGCAAGGGAAGCCAGGAUCAUCUGGCCAGCAAGGGGGUCCAGGGUCUUCCAGCCAGCAAGGGAAGCCAGGGUCAUCUAGUCAGCAAGGGGGUUCAGGGUCAUCUGGCCAGCAAAGAAGACCAGGAUGGUCUAGCCAACAAGGGAAAUCAAGAUCUUUCUUUCAAGAAGAAAGAAAAAAUGUAGGCAACCCUUUGAAUGCCAAUAUAACGGAGAUUCAGACUGGCAAAACCAGCAGCAAGAACCCAACUGGAAAUACAAAAUGUCCAUCUAUCUACAAGCCAGUCUGUGGUUCUGAUGGAAAAACCUAUGGGAACCACUGUGUAUUCAAUGAAGCCAAAAGGAUAAGUAAUGGGAAACUGAAUCUGAACCAUGAAGGGAAAUGCUAA